AUGGAUACGAUUUCACGUAUGAAUUUUGCAAACUUGGCUUUCGAAGACUCGAACACUGGGACUAAUCCUUGUGUCAAAUAUGUGGAUUCAGAUGGUACCUCAUCUCCGGCUGUCAGAAUUAUCAUCGUGUCAAACAUGUUGCCCAUUUAUGCACAGAAGGAUGGGGAGGGCUGGAGCUUUAAUUACGACGAAGAUUCACCUCUGUGGCAAUUAAAGGAUGGAUUUUCACCUGAUGCAAUGGUUUUUUAUGUUGGUUCACUAAAUGCCGAUAUAGAUGUUAAUGAACAGGAUGAGAUUGCUCAGAGACUGCUGGAUGAUUUCAACUGUGUCCCCACUUUUCUUACGAAUGACCUCAUCGAGAAAUUCUAUCAUGGUUUCUGCAAGCACCAUCUAUGGCCUAUAUUCCAUUACAUGCUCCCAAUGUGCAGAAAACAUGGUGACCGAUUUGAUUCCCGGCUGUGGCAGGCUUAUAAAUCUGCAAACAAAAUAUUUGCAGACAAAGUAUUGGAAGUGGCAAAUCCCGAGACUGAUUAUAUUUGGAUUCAUGACUAUCACCUCAUGGCGGUCCCUAUGUUCUUGAGAAAUAAGCGCCAUAGGGCCAGACUCGGAUUCUUUCUCCACAGUCCAUUCCCUGCAUCAGAGAUCUAUCGAACACUUCCUGUAGGUGAAAACCUUCUGAGGAGUUUGUUGAACUGUGAUCUCAUCGGGUUUCAUACUUUUGAUUAUGCUCGCCACUUCCUCUCAUGUUGUAGUCGAAUGCUGGGACUGGACUACGAGUCCAAACGAGGACAGAUUGGGCUGGAUUAUAGUGGUCGCACGGUGUAUGUCAAGAUCCUGCCGAUAGGAAUUCAUUUGGGAAAAGUUGAAAAUAUUUUGAAUCUUCCUUCUACAUCAGUCAAAGUCAAGGAAAUUGAAGAGCGGUUCAAGGGGAAGCAUGUAAUUCUUGGCGUAGACGACAUGGACUUAUUCAAGGGAAUAAGUCUCAAGUUAUUAGCAUUCGAAGAACUAUUGAUCAAGUAUGAAAACUUGAGAGAAAGUGUAGUUCUCGUUCAAAUCAUCAAUCCUGCAAGAAGCUCAGGGAAGGACAUCGAGGAAGUGAGAAGGGAGACGUAUGGAGCUGCUAACAGGAUUAAUCAGAUUUAUGGUUCUUUUGGUCAUCAACCAGUGAUUUUAAUUGAUCGACCAGUUGAUCAAUGUGAAAAGAGUGCCUACUAUGCUGCCUCGGAAUGUUGCAUAGUAAAUGCUGUAAGAGAUGGAAUGAAUCUAGUCCCUCACAUAUAUAUCGUUUGCAGGCAGGGCUCUACAACUAUGGAUGAAGCUAGGGGAAUUAUGUCAUAUUCUCCUCGAACAAGUGUGCUAAUUAUUUCUGAAUUUAUAGGAUGUUCGCCAUCUCUGAGUGGAGCAAUAAGAAUAAAUCCAUGGGAUAUUAGUUCCGUAGCUGAGGCUAUGCGUUCUGCAGUCUCCAUGGAUGACUCCUCAAGGCAAUUAAGACAUGAGAAGAACUAUAGCUAUGUUCAAUCUCAUGAUGUGGCCUAUUGGGCUCGCAGUUUCCUGCAGAGCAUGGAGAGAGCUUGUCUUGAUCAUUACAAUCAUCAAUGCUGGGCUAUGGGCUUGGGAUUCACAUUCAAGGUUGCUGCCCUCUCCCUAGGGUUUCAGAAAUUGUUUUCUGAAACCAUAGUUCCUGCAUAUAAGAGAACAACUAGGAGGGCUAUAUUUCUUGAUUUUGAUGGCACUCUUGUUCCUCAUUCCUCCACGAAUAAAAACCUCAGUCGUGAAGUGGUCACUGCUCUGAACACUCUGUGUGAUGAUCCUAAGAACACAGUGUUUAUAGUUAGUGGAAGAGGGAGAAGUUCCUUGACCGAGUGGCUGGCUCCAUGUGAAGGUUUAGGACUAGCUGCUGAACAUGGCUACUUCAUAAGGUGGAACAAAACUUCUGAAUGGGAAUCUACUUUGGUUGUGGAUCAUGACUGGAAGGAGAUAGUGGAACGUAUAAUGAAUCUGUACACAGAAGCCACAGAUGGUUCCACCAUCGAAGUCAAGGAAAGUGCUUUGGUCUGGCACCAUCAAGACGCAGAUCAUGAGUUCGGAUCCUUGCAGGCAAAGGAGUUAUCCGAUCAUCUAAAGCACGUCCUUGCCAACGAACCUGCAGAGGUUAAAAAGGGAAAAUAUAUAGUCGAGGUUAAGCCCCAGGAUGUCAGCAAAGGCUUGGUAACACAAAAAAUAAUCUCGACAAUGGUUGGCAAUGGUGAGAUCCCUGAUUUCAUCCUUUGCAUUGGAGAUGACCGGUCAGAUGAAGACAUGUAUGAGGGUACUUUAAAUAUUGUUUCAUCUGACAUGGUCCCUGCCGCUCCGGAGACCUUUUUCUGCACUGUGGAGCAGAAGCCGAGCAAGGCAAAGUACUAUGUCGACGACACUUUUGAAGUUCAGGAGCUGCUCCAGUGGCUUGCUGAUGUUUCGAGUACACAGCCAAGCUCCGAAAAUCCACCAACCUUUCCUUGA
Daucus carota subsp. sativus is the source of this 2499-nucleotide messenger RNA. Its product is annotated as probable alpha,alpha-trehalose-phosphate synthase [UDP-forming] 9. Lineage: Eukaryota; Viridiplantae; Streptophyta; Magnoliopsida; Apiales; Apiaceae. Bases 1 to 2499 code for a protein of 832 amino acids. Gene Ontology annotation, cellular component: cytosol. Gene Ontology annotation, biological process: trehalose biosynthetic process. The transcript is spliced from 3 exons. The record is from RefSeq and is a predicted model, not a curated record. Gene Ontology annotation, molecular function: trehalose-phosphatase activity.